Aegilops tauschii subsp. strangulata is the source of this 372-nucleotide messenger RNA. The record is from RefSeq and is a predicted model, not a curated record. NCBI's taxonomy places the organism in Eukaryota, Viridiplantae, Streptophyta, Magnoliopsida, Poales, Poaceae.
AUGUCGUGCACACGAGGCGAGGUCAAGGACGGUCGCGGGUUGAGGGUGCUGCAGGCGGGAGCGGCUGGAGAAGGUGGUGGAGUCACACGGCUCGACGGAAGCAGGGGCAGCGGAGCCUGCGCAUCGGGCGGCGUCGCUGGACGAGGAGGAGGCUGCGGCCUCGCGAUUUUCGGCGGCGGGGCACCGGGCAGCAUGCAGGACCACGGCGAGGACGCGAGGGAGAGGGGCGGCGCAAGGCGGCGGUGCUCGUUGGUGCUGGUCGCCGGAGCAAGCGGCGGCGAGGAGGUGGUCGGGUGUGGGGGUCUCACAGUGGAGGCGGCGAGGGGAUCGGGCGCAGGGAGCUCCUCUCCCUGGCUCGAUACGAGCGUGUGA